AUGGACACAAAGACCGACAUCAAUCAUGUCGAGCAUCUCGAACGGGAUUCUCUGGAUGUGAUCCAGGUCUCCAAGUCCAAGGUCGAAGUCAGCGGCACAGUCAAGCUCACCGAGGGCAAGACUGUCUUCAUUCCUACGCCCACAGCAGAUCCGCGAGAUCCCCUGAACAUGAAGAUGUGGCAAAAGGCUGUUGUCCUCAUCAUCAUCUCGCUUUUCUCGACAAUUGGUCUUGCCCUCGUUUCUGGAUUUGGAGGUCUUCUGGGCUUCUACAUUCCAGCCUAUGAGGCUGCUGGUAAGGGUUAUGCCGACAUCACUCAUCUGAUGACUUAUCCCACCCUCUUCAUGGGCAUUGGAAACCUCAUCGGUAUGCCACUCGGAAUCGCGGUCGGUCGACGAAUCGUUCUCAUCGGAGCUACAAUCAUCAUGAUCAUGAGCGCUGGCUUGUGUGCUGGUGCCACAAACUAUGAGUGGCAUCUCGCAGGACGUGUUAUUCUCGGACUAUCUGCUGGUCAAAGCGAGGCUCUUGUGCCCAUGAUCACUCAGGAAAUCUUCUUCCUCCACGAGAGAGGUCGCUGCAUGAUGAUCCAACAAACCAUCCAGACCAUCGCCACAGCUGUCUUUACCAUCUUUGCCGGUCCCAUCGCCGAAGCCAUUACCCCUGGUUGGUGGUACGGUCUUGGCGCCAUUCUCUCAGGAGUCUGCUUGGUUUUCACCAUCUUUUUCGUCCCCGAGACCAAGUACCCAAGAUCCAAUGCAUCCUACCAAGCCGGUGGUAGCUCAGACGAUGAGGCCACUGUCAUUGUCUGCACCGAGCGCCCGGAGCUUGACUACGUCAACUUUGCUCCCCGUACCUGGCGAUCUGACAUGCGACUCUGGGUCGGCGAGCCUGAAUGGAACAAGGUGGUGGAGAUCUUUACUCAAACCUUUAGUCUCAUGCUCUUCCCCAAUGUCUUGUGGGCCCUACUUCUCAACGGUCUCACCCUUGGUGUCAACAUUGCCAUUGGUACCACAUACGGUCACAUCGUUACAAGCCCUCCCUACAACUGGCCCCAGUCUUCAGCUAGUUAUGUCAAUGCUGGUCAAAUCGUGACAUCCUUGGUGGCCCUUCCCUGCUUCGGCUAUGGCUCUGAUCUGCUCAUCAAGUGGUUUGCUAACCGUCGAAACGGCAUCCACGAGCCUGAAGUCCGCAUCAUUCCUCUUGCCUUCCCAAUCAUCGUCGGUAUCUUUACCGCUGUCUUGUAUGGUCUGGGAGCAGCCCAUCCCGAGAACUACCACUGGUUUGUCUUUGUCUGGGCCGUCGCCGCGUACUACUUCGCUUUUGUCGGUGCUAAUAUCGUCGCUAUUACAUAUCUUUUGGAUAGUUAUCCUCAGCGCGCUGGUCCUCUGCUUGUCAUCAUCUGCGCCAUGCGUGGCGUUAUGUCGUUCGGCGUUUCCUACGGCAUUUCCCCCUUCAUUGACAGAAACGGCUACGACGGAGCUUUUGCAGUCUUUGGAGGCCUCACAGGAGCUUUUGGUGUCAUCGGUAUCUUCAUCUUCAUCUGGGGUAAGAAGAUUCGCCAGUUCACAACCCGGUGGGCUGUGGAUAAGGCCAAGAACGAGUAA
Messenger RNA from Fusarium coffeatum, 1602 nucleotides. RefSeq lists its product as uncharacterized. The coding region runs from base 1 to 1602 and encodes 533 amino acids. The transcript is spliced from 7 exons. Gene Ontology annotation, biological process: transmembrane transport. NCBI's taxonomy places the organism in Eukaryota, Fungi, Ascomycota, Sordariomycetes, Hypocreales, Nectriaceae. Gene Ontology annotation, molecular function: transmembrane transporter activity. Gene Ontology annotation, cellular component: membrane. The record is from RefSeq and is a predicted model, not a curated record.